GCGCUAAAAUAUAAUUGCGUCAUCUCAGAAAGUUUUGCUCCAAUAGCUGCGUCAUCUCAGAAAGUUGUUUAUAAAAUUUAUAAAAUUCUAAAAAAACUCGGAAAAAAUUUUUCAUAACUUAUUCCUUGACUUAUUCUUAUCAUUAGAAAGAAUUAAAAUGAUUUUGUGUCGUCUUUGUGGUGAGCAAAAAUCAUUUUAUGAUUUCAAAAUGGAACUUGAAGACAAAACAAAUUCCAAUUGGACAUUUAAAGAACUCAUAGAAUAUCAUACACGAGUUUCAUUAGAACCGAGUAAACUUUUACCACAAGGAGUGUGUAAAGAAUGUCAACGAAAAAUUGAAGUAUUUGCAAAGUUUUCAACAGAAAUCCAGGAAACACAAAUGAAGUUCUUUGAUGAUACUUCCAAUGAUACUUCACAAACCGAGUUCAUGGAUUGUUUCGUAAAACUAGAACGUUGCGAAAAAGAUAAUGAAGUCAAGUUUGUCGAAGAUGUUGACAUAGAAUUCAUAAACAAAGCUGGGACUUCAAACAUGAAUUUCGAAGAUUCUUCUGAGAGUGAUGAUGAAGAAAAACCUGUAUACAAUGUUGAUUUAGAUUUUAGAAACAAAAGUGAAAUUCCGAAAGAAAAAUUUUCCGAUGACUAUCUUGACGAAAUUAUGAUGACUGAUCGCUCUUCUCCCGAACUAAGUGACGAUUCACAAAAUCAAAGAAUGAGAAAGAAAAUACAGCAUAUAAAGAGAUACAAAGUUAAAAGAAGCGUUUUUGGUCCCGAAAUAAAAUCAUAUGAAGAACUUUUUAAAGAUGAAAUAGAAGGCAAUUCAAGAUAUAAAAUGAAAUUACAUUUGAACAUUGAUGAAAUCUUCAAACUUCCAAAUGGAGAAAUUCAGAACGAAGUGACAGAAAAAUACUUUCCUCUUAGAUGGCAAGAUCUCCUUAUGUGUGCGGCAUGUAAAAAGCAGUUCAAUCAUUUCGAUAAAUUAGAAGCUCAUGGAAAUAAUGUCCAUGGAAAAGGAAAAUGGAAAAUAAUGUGUACGAUACAUCAAAAUGUUGUAAAGAAAGAUAUUGUCUCAUUCAUUAAUUAUAUGUUGGAUACUCUGUAUUAUGAGGAUCUAAGAUUCUGUUGUUUCGUUUGUUCAAAAAUGUUCUAUGAUUGCCUUUCACUUGUCAAACAUUACAGAACACACGGUGGAAAGUAUUCAGAUUUAAUGCUUUGCUAUAUAUGUGGUUAUGUGCAUGCACUUGAAGAGAUGAAAAUACAUAAAGCCACACAUGUUUUAAAGGAAUGGACAGAAAAUGCUCAACUCUGUGAAAAAAUGUAUCAUCGACUCCUGGAAGAACCAAGUAAUAACAUUAUAAAUCCCCUAGUAGCUGAAGAUGAACGAUUACCAGGAGGAACUGUCACAGAUGAAUGUCAAACAAGACUUGCUGUAGAUUGGAGUUAUGCAAAAUAUGAUUGUCGGGCAUGCGUCAUUACAUUUGAAACUCCGGUUCAAUUGUUUAUCCAUUCUAGAUCAAUCCAUUUAAAUCGAAAAAAUUUAAAGGAAAUUUAUAUUUGCAAAAUAUGUGAAAAAAGGAAAGCAUAUAUGCUUAAAAAUUCCUUCAAUUCCAUCUAUACUUUCUUGAAUCAUUCUAUUGACGAAAAUCACCACGGAAGCUUGAAGUUCUCCUGCCUUCAUUGCUCGAAAAUUUUCUGGAAUUCUUUUGCUCUCACUAAUCAUUACCGGAACGUUCAUCCAACAUUCCCAUCCAUUUUCUGUAAUCAUUGUUGUAAAGUAUUCAAAGAAAUCACAAACAGUGCGAGACAUUACAAUGGAGAGGUUCUUAAUGAAAAUGAAAAAACAAAAAAGAAGCAGACAGAGCAAACUUAUGUUUGUCAUGUAUGUGCUAAAGUUUUAUGCAGCAAAUUUUCAUUCAGCAUUCACAUGCAAAAGCAUGAACCAGCAAAUCCAGAUGAAAUUGUGGAAUGUGAUUCAUGUGCAAUGGAAUUCCGAACCAACGCACAAUUAAAAAAACACAGACUAGUUCACAUGAAGGGUCUUUUGGCUUUUGAGUGUGAUAAAUGCGGUAAAAAAUUUGAUAGAAAAUUUGGUCUUCAGCAACAUAUCCAGAAAGUUCAUGAAAAUCUUAGACCAUUUCAUUGCUCAUAUUGCGAUAAAAGCUUCAACGUUAAAGCUGCUUUACAGCUUCAUACUAAUUCAAGACACCUCGGAUAUUGUCGCUACAAAUGCACACUGCCAACAUGUGGAGAAGCUUUUACAAAUUGGGACAAGUUUUACAAGCAUAGUAAAGAUGAACACGGCAUUGACGUACGUUCAGACAAUUAUAAGAGAAGAAACUGUUUAAAAAUCAAAGAAAAAGAUAAUUCUUAAAAAUAAUUUUUCAUUAAUUAAAUUUAAUUUGCAAUAAGCUGGGCAGUGGUGUUGGUAAUUAAGUAAGGAGUGAAGAAUCAAGAUCAACAGAAAUGCACCGAAUUAUCAUAAUUUAUUUUCGCAAUUGAUUUAAGAUUAUAAGAUGAAAAUGGAAAAAAUAUAUUAAAUUCUCUCUAAUAAAUUAAUAUUUUAGUUGCAAUUUCAAAAAAUAAAAGAAAUUUUUAUUUUUUUAACAGA
Molecule: messenger RNA, 2605 nt
Organism: Clunio marinus
Lineage: Eukaryota; Metazoa; Arthropoda; Insecta; Diptera; Chironomidae
Source: the annotation of a GenBank genome assembly